This is a messenger RNA of Zeugodacus cucurbitae (melon fly), 864 nucleotides long. It is a transcript of the gene Cnep1r2, whose product is annotated as nuclear envelope phosphatase-regulatory subunit 1 homolog. The coding region runs from base 225 to 614 and encodes 129 amino acids. Gene Ontology annotation, cellular component: cytoplasm; Nem1-Spo7 phosphatase complex. The transcript has 4 exons. The record is from RefSeq and is a predicted model, not a curated record. Lineage: Eukaryota; Metazoa; Arthropoda; Insecta; Diptera; Tephritidae.
UAAACGGAUUGUCAGGAAACAAACAUACCCAUUAUUUUGGCACUAAUAAAUAUCUCUGAGCUAAUAAAUAAACUUAAGUGAAAAUUAACUUAAGAAAAUUAAUUGAUAUAAUUGAAUGUCUAAACAAGUCGCAAAAAAAUGUGGAACUGAUUGUAGAUUUAAAUAAAUUAAAACAUAAGAAAAAUCAAGAAGACUUUACAAAAUCGUCCUAAAGAAAUCGAACUAUGGAACCAUCGGCAUGUGAAGAUUUGAAAGCAUUUGAGCGCAGACUCACAGAAGUAGUAUCGUCAUAUGGACCGACUACAUUGCGAUGGCGUGUUCUUGCCACAAUUUCCAUAUGCACAGCUAUAGGAGCAUUUUAUUGGCUUAAGGAUCCCCGCACUUCAAUUGUGCCUCUAAUAGAAUCAUUGCUGUUGCAUCCCAUAUUUACAUUUGCCACUUUAAUGCUGGUUAUUCUUUUUGUUAUGGGUAUACAUAAAUUAGUAUUUGCUCCUAAAAUUAUCACGACUCGUAUGCGGACCGUGCUUAGUGAUUUCAAUAUGAGUUGCGAUGAUACGGGAAAGCUUAUUCUUAAACCCCGACCAAACAACAACCUAGACAGCAGUGGUCGUUAGUUGGAAUACAUACACAUUUUGGAUAUCUAGUAUAGAUUGGCGGUGAUGAUAUCAAAAUGAAAUUAAAAUUAUAAGAACGAUACCUUAUGCCUCUUUUAUAAAUUGAACAAUUUCUUUACCAAAGUGUUCCCGUUUUUGAUUUUUUUGUUUAAUAAUAAUUUGGUAAAAUAGUGAAUUUAUGUAACUUGUUUUAAUUAAAAUUGUAAUCCAAUUAUAAAAUAUAAUGAGCGAACGCUAAGGCAUUUAUUUA